AUGGCAACGUCGUAUCUGUUAGACCAUAAGCGCUUUUGGGCAAACGAGAAGUCACUGAAGACAAGAAUUCUAGAAGGAAGUGACGUUAUUCAGCAGAGCGACUAUCUAAAGGACUUUCUGCUUCUAAUUCAGUCAGAUGGUUUAGAGGCGGCUUAUUUAGAAUAUGGUGACGAUGAACCUCGCCUUCCUCCUCCAGAAAGUGCCUAUCGUAAAGCACCUGAAAAUGUCACGUAUGAUUAUGACGUCAUUGUUGUUGGGGCAGGUAUGGCAGGUCUCUCUGCUGCGUAUGAAUUGAAGAAAGCAGGGCUUUCAGUGAUAAUUUUGGAGCAAACAGACCGUUAUGGUGGAAAGCUGUUCACUUACGGCCCGGAAUCAGGUCUUGCACCUGGUUUAUAUGGCGAAG
Molecule: messenger RNA, 403 nt
Organism: Paramuricea clavata
Lineage: Eukaryota; Metazoa; Cnidaria; Anthozoa; Malacalcyonacea; Plexauridae
Source: the annotation of a GenBank genome assembly